CGGGCGGACGGGACGGGCGCGUGGCCGCGGCCGUUGCUAAGGGGCCGCGCUUCGGCCGCCGUAGCUAAAGACAGAAGGAAGAGAGAACGCUACAAUGUCUCCUGAAGUUGCCUUGAACAGAAUUUCUCCUGCUCUUUCACCGUUCAUUUCGAGUGUGGUGAGAAAUGGAAAAGUAGGCCUGGAUGCUACCAAUUGUUUACGAAUUACAGACCUGAAAUCUGGCUGUACGUCCUUGACACCUGGGCCUAGCUGUGAUCGGUUUAAGCUGCAUAUUCCUUAUGCUGGAGAAACACUCAAAUGGGAUAUAAUAUUCAAUGCUCACUAUCCUGACCUGCCACCAGAUUUUAUCUUUGGAGAGGAUGCUGAAUUUUUGCCAGAUCCUUCUGCCUUGCAUAAUUUGGCUUCUUGGAAUCCUUCAAAUCCUGAAUGCCUCCUGCUUGUUGUGAAAGAGCUCGUGCAGCAGUAUCAUCAAUUUCAGUGCAGCCGAUUACGUGAGAGCUCACGUCUCAUGUUUGAGUAUCAGACUUUACUUGAAGAGCCCCAGUAUGGAGAAAAUAUGGAAAUCUAUGCUGGCAAAAAAAAUAACUGGACUGGUGAAUUUUCAGCUCGCUUCCUCUUGAAGUUGCCUGUAGAUUUCAGCAAUAUUCCUACGUAUCUUCUCAAGGAUGUGAAUGAAGAUCCUGGAGAAGAUGUCGCACUUCUCUCUGUUAGUUUUGAGGACGCAGAAGCUACUCAGGUUUUUCCUAAGCUGUAUCUCUCUCCACGCAUUGAACAUGCGCUUGGAGGAUCAUCUGCCCUUCACAUCCCAGCCUUUCCGGGUGGAGGUUGUCUAAUCGACUAUGUGCCCCAAGUAUGCCAGUUACUAACAAACAAGGUACAAUAUGUUAUUCAGGGAUACCAUAAGAGGAGAGAGUAUAUCGCAGCCUUCCUGAGUCACUUUGGAACUGGUGUAGUGGAAUAUGAUGCAGAAGGCUUCACAAAGCUUACUCUGUUGCUGAUGUGGAAAGAUUUUUGCUUCCUUGUUCACAUUGACCUACCCCUGUACUUUCCUCGAGACCAGCCAACCCUAACCUUUCAGUCCGUCUACCACUUCACUAACAGUGGGCAGCUGUACUCCCAGGCCCAGAAGAACUACCCGUACAGCCCACGCUGGGAUGGCAACGAAAUGGCCAAGAGAGCAAAGGCAUAUUUCAAAACAUUUGUCCCUCAGUUCCAGGAGGCUGCAUUUGCUAAUGGAAAGCUUUAGGUAACCUUGGGCAUUGAGAUGAUACUGGACAGAUUCUUCCGUCUACGCAUGUCAGCACUCAAGUAUUCCUGGAAAUGGGCUGGACUGGCUUGAUACUUUCUAGCCUCCUCAAUAGUUUUGAUAGCUUCGUGUUUUGCCUGAUCUAUGAAACAAUGACCUCAGCUAGCACGCUCAAAAAUUUUACAUUCAUUGACUCCUUUGCCUCUGCCUCCGCCCAUCCUUUGUGUAUCUACUGGAUUAAAUUUAAAAGUAUGUGUUUCGAUGUGGUAACGUUUUCUUGUGCCAACAAUGUCCUGUAUGUUACGCCUUGUUUGCUUACCUUCAGAUGGUGUUAGUUGGAUUUUUUUUUCUACCGGAAUAUUGUGAAAUUUGUCCAUUUAGUUAACAUUUCCAGCUUAUCCUAAGAAAAUAUAGUACUGCCAUACAUACCAGAAAUGCCUAAUGGACUGUACAGUGCCAUAUUCUGCCUUGGCUGUUUGCAUCUCACUGUGGUAAUUAUUCUCACAGGUAUGGAUAUGAGUUGCACAGUUCAAUUCUCAGUGCCUUUCAAGUGGGUCUGAUGUUAGUAUGGCAGGGUCUUGGAAGGUUUUUUUAUGUUUCAGUUGAAAGCUCAUCUUAUAUUAAAUGCUGUGCUUUUAUGCUUUGUUUUUAAUUCCAGUUGCACACUUUCGGUGUUUUUCUAAUGAACUCCCUUUGCUUUUAUGAAAAAGUUCUAGUGCUCCAGUACAAAUGCUCAAAGAGCUCAUUCUAUCAAUCUGUAUAACAAAAUAAUGCUCUUCCGAAGACCUGUAAUUUUUCCAAGUAAGAUAAAUACUGCUAAGAAGCAAACUUUCAACAGAUGAAUGAAAUACGUCUUGGAAAGUAACUGAUGAAAUAAUGUGGGGUUCUACGUAUUUAGCUUAAUGCCUAAUGUCAGUGUUUUCUCAGAAAUAAUUUUAAGUGUAUAUAACUGGAAGCAUUACCUCCCUAACUCUGAAAUGCCAAAUACAAAAUUCCACCUAUUCAUCCUUUCUUUCGUGCUUGUGUCAGGCGCACCAGUGAGGACUAGCAGUCACCGUGCCACUUCCCAAAUUAAUCUGCAAAUAGACAUGGGGGCUUUCCAGUAAGGAAUGAAAUUAACAGUCUGUGUUGCUUGUAAAUGGCACAUGGAAAAAUGUGCCCUACUUCUGCUAAAAAUAAGGAACCAAAUGAAUGACAUGUGGAUGAUACAGUGGCACUGAAGAACAUUCAAUUUCAAAUUGGUCACCUUAUCACCACUCAUAUAAUGGAAUCCGAUUAAUUGAUUGGCAGUGUUCCUCCUACCCUUUCUACAACUUGUUGUUUUACAUUAAAAUGAGCAUGUUCCAGUGGAAUGUCCACCUAGGGGGGGUAGAUGGGUUCUGAGCAGUGAAGUUAAUAAUUAAAAAUUAUGCAAAUAAGUCGCCUCUAGAAACUACAGGUAUUUUUAGCUAUUUUAUAGGCAAAACUGUAGUUUAAUACUGAAGUUCUUGGCUGGAAGUUAAGCUGUGAACAAAAUCAGAGCAAAGGGGGAUGUGUUCUGUCCUGCGAGCCAUCUCCAUGUGACUUGCUGCAUUAUCUGAGGGCUGUAAACAGCUCCAAAGGUCUGAGCGGAAUUCUCCCUGUGGAGGCAUUGCAUUAGGCUUUUGCAUGCAAACCAAGACCUAGAGCAGAUGUGGAUGGCAAUGGUUUUAUGUGUCAAGCAAAACAGUAACUGAACAGCCUUAAAUGACUGAAAAUAGACUUUGUUUGAUAUUGGGACAAUCUCAGAUCUGUAUUUCUUCAGGUAAAAAUCAAAGUCUCACACCUACUCGGGAAUAAGCUAACUCUUAUGAAUGGGAAGGGAGGAGGGUGGCUAGUGAAAAGCAUUUGUUCUCACAGCAUUCAAAAUCCCAUCAAUCCCAAAAACCAUCUCUGGUACAUUAAAGGAAAAAAAAAAAAGAAGCACCCUUUAGUUGAAUCUGUAGAUCCCAGGUACCUGACAUUUUAUAGCGCUGUAUUUGAUUCUGUGUCACGCUGAGCAGCCCAUAAACACAGCGUUUGCUCGAUACAUCGAAUUGCCUGAGGGGCUCAAGUACUUUUAAAAUCUUUUCAGAGCUUACCCUGAUGCUUUCAAAGGCCAGCAAUUGCAACGUGUUUCAGAAGUUCUGCUCUUCAGAAGUGACCGCACAUUUUCAACCAAAAAUGCUGCCUUCAUCCCAGCCUCAGCAUUCUGGACAGAGGACUGCUUUCUUACUGAGGUCUACAUGUUCUACAAACCGUGUAAGGGAGGACUUUGAAGAUGGAAAAAGCCUCAAUCAACAAUUCUUUAUGUUACUCCAUAACGCCGUACCAACUUUUCACUAACAUGCAUGGAAAUGAGCCAGUGCUUUCAGUUUAAUUUUACCUCAUCCUACAACUGGUAGUGUUUGGCAAAAAAAAGGUUAAGUAGAAGAGUUGAGAGACUGAAGUUUUUCUGUGUGAGAUAAAGCCUGCACAUCUGUCAGUUUUCAGGUUAGAAUAAAGGCAUUUUCUUUGCACUUGA
Centrocercus urophasianus (Greater sage-grouse) is the source of this 3767-nucleotide messenger RNA. It is a transcript of the gene BABAM2, whose product is annotated as BRISC and BRCA1 A complex member 2. Gene Ontology annotation, cellular component: BRISC complex; BRCA1-A complex. Bases 95 to 1246 code for a protein of 383 amino acids. Gene Ontology annotation, biological process: double-strand break repair. The record is from RefSeq and is a predicted model, not a curated record. The transcript has 12 exons. Lineage: Eukaryota; Metazoa; Chordata; Aves; Galliformes; Phasianidae.